This is a messenger RNA of Trifolium pratense (red clover), 1304 nucleotides long. RefSeq names its product EPIDERMAL PATTERNING FACTOR-like protein 5. The transcript is spliced from 3 exons. Lineage: Eukaryota; Viridiplantae; Streptophyta; Magnoliopsida; Fabales; Fabaceae. Gene Ontology annotation, biological process: guard cell differentiation; stomatal complex development. The coding region runs from base 713 to 1111 and encodes 132 amino acids. The record is from RefSeq and is a predicted model, not a curated record.
AAUAUGAAGGUGGUUAAAAUUUAUAACAUUUGCCAAAGUUGAAGCAUGAGAACAAAAACUAUAUACAAAAAGAGAACAUAAAAAGCAGGGGAAAACAGAGUGAGGGGGUGUGGUGCAGUAAGAGCAUGAGAGUGAAGGUUUUGAUAGAGUUGUUUUAGUUUUUCUGGGUUUAGGAACCAUUGAAAGACAGAGAACAAAGGCUGCAAGAGAAUCAAAGACCUAAACAUGGUAAAGCUUAGGAAGUAAUGAUCUUCAAAGAUUCACCUUUAUUUUAUUUUUUUCCCUUUAUUUAACUUCUCUUCAAAGUACUAUUCAAACCCCCGACUAUCACAAGUCACAACCUACCAUUCUUUCCAAAAAAUAUUCACCUUUCUCUACUUUUUCUACUCUUUCUAGCUACCUACAUAAAGUAGUGUGAGAUUUGAAAAAAGGGUUGUGGAAAGUGAAGUGAGAAGAGUGAUUUUUUCUAUAUUUCAAACAAAAGAGCUAAGUGAUAGGUAUUUGUUUAGCUUAAUACUUGCAUGAAAAUUGCAAAGUCUAAAUAUGUUGAAAAAUUUCACUAUUAUUUCUUUUUAUCUUGUAACAUUACUUUUCAUAGGGUCAUAGCUAAGUAAAUAAAGUGUGUGUACGUGUGACAAUCAUUUAUAUCUAGAAUUACAUAAGUGGUUCUUUUACUUCUUUUUAUUGAGGUUUAGUUUUUUUUCUUUUGUUCAUGGAGAGGAAAAGAAAAACACAUCUUUGUUACAAUUUCUACUUUUUCAUGCUCUCAAUUUUCACAAUGAUGUUCAUCAAUACUUCUACUGCUUCAGCCAUUAAAUGUCUAGAUUCUAGGUGUACCAUAUUUUUCAAAUCUGAUAUAGAUUUUCAGAAAACUAAGGUGGAAAUUGGACAAGGCAUGGAAUCUCAAUCCAAAUCAGAGAUUUCUAUAGAUUGGCCAAGAAGGUUGCUAGGUGGGCCCGGAUCAUUUCCACCGCGAUGCAACGGCAAGUGUGGUAAAUGUACACCUUGCAGACCGGUCCAUGUGCCGGUGCCGCCAGGUACACCGGUGACGGCGGAGUACUAUCCGGAGGCAUGGAGAUGCAAGUGUGGCAACAAGUUAUACAUGCCAUGAAUAUUAAAUCUUCCCUAUGUGUGAUUUAUUUUUGUUUAGUUUACUAUAAAGUUGAUCACUUCAUCUUAGUGACUAUAUGAAGACUCUUAUCCUUUUAUGGGUUGUUUUAGCCUUAGCUUGUGGUAGAUGUUGAAUAUGAAAACAUAGUACAGAACUUGAUUAGACAUAUAUAAAAGAAUCUUGAUUAGACCUA